Messenger RNA from Stylonychia lemnae, 1323 nucleotides. Lineage: Eukaryota; Ciliophora; Spirotrichea; Sporadotrichida; Oxytrichidae. The record is from the annotation of a GenBank genome assembly.
AUGGGACGAAGGCAACAUUAUCUAAUUGGCAAGUAGUUAAGAAAAAAAUACAUCAGUGACUCCCCUGGGUUCUUAAGUGAUAAAUAUAAUCCAAAUGAAGUUUAUGUGAGAGCAACUGACAUCAAUAGAACAAUUGAGAGUGCCUAAUCUUAACUGCUGGGAUUGUAUCCCCCUGGUGAUGAAUAAUUAAACCUGAUGAAUAACUAAACAUAAAUUGCUGUACCAUUAUUCCAGGUAUCAAGUGACAUUGAAAAUGAUGUUACGAAGAAUCUGGGCUAAAAUUCGAUACCUUUUAAUUAAAGAUUUGUGCCUGUCCAUGUUUACGAGAUGCCAUUAGAUAAAUUUUAACCAUCUGAUUAUUGUUAAUACAUAAAUCAAGAAAAAUCUAGAAGAGAGACUUCUAAAGAGCUAUAAGAUCUAUUGCAGAGAGACCAUGCAGAUUUGAUCCAAGAAUUAGCUCCUAAAUUAGGUAUAACAGACCUUCAAAGUUUUACAAGUCUUAAUGCUGUUGAUUCAGUCGACAGUAUUUAUGCUCGAUACUUUAACUAAACUCCUAUUACCGGAUUUGAAGAAUAAGCAUUCAUGGAUUAAAUGAUGGAUCUUUUGGAUUAACAGUUUUCUUAUAUUCUCACUGGUAAUGAGACAGCUUUAAAACUUUUUGUUACUGGAGUUCUCUCAGAGGUAGUAGGAUAAUUUAGGAAGCAGAUCCAAAUUGAUUAAGACCCCUCUUUGAAGAAUAAAGAGAGGCUUAAGCUUUUCUUUUACUCUGAUCAUGAUGAUUCAAUUGCUGCACUUGUAAAGACCUUUCAAUACAGUUUAGGAAAGUAUCCAAGCUAUGCAAGUUAGAUAUUAUUUGAACUAAGAAAGCAAGCAUAAAGCUAGGAUUACUUUGUCAACUUAAUAAUUAACGAUGUAAAGGUUAAAAUUCCUAAUAAUUGUGAGAGUAAAGAUAGCUGUAACUUUGACAAAUUUGUCGAGUAUAUUAAAUCAGUCUCUUACUAUACUAAAUAUUAGGAAUAUUUCCAACUAUGCGGAAUUUAAGUUCAAAUCAAAAUGAAUGAGAAACUUAAUAUAAAACCUCAUUCACUUCAUUCAUUUUCUAGCAGAUACAUCCAGUUAAAUGAAUUUGAUUUCAAGUAAGUAGAACUAGCUAUGAAAGUUGUAGCUUCUUAUAUUGCUAUACUCGCUGCAUCAUUGAUUGUCUGGGCUUUGAUAAACAGAAAGAAGUCUUAAAAGUAAGCUAUUUAAUAUAACAUCUAGAAUGAUAUAGUGGAAUCAGACACCCCUCAUAGCAAAAAUAGUAUUGACAUCCAAAUCUCAUGA